Messenger RNA from Purpureocillium lilacinum, 2247 nucleotides. RefSeq names its product translation initiation factor 3 subunit b. Gene Ontology annotation, biological process: translational initiation. The record is from RefSeq and is a predicted model, not a curated record. Gene Ontology annotation, molecular function: RNA binding; translation initiation factor activity; translation initiation factor binding. Gene Ontology annotation, cellular component: eukaryotic translation initiation factor 3 complex. Lineage: Eukaryota; Fungi; Ascomycota; Sordariomycetes; Hypocreales; Ophiocordycipitaceae.
AUGGCGCCGUCCUUCGACCACCUGCGCGAGGCCGACCUCGACGAUGACGAGUUCAACGAGGAUGAGAUCGACAUCUCGGAUCUGCGGGAGAAGUUCGAGGUGCAGCUGGAGAUGGGCUACGACACGUUCGUCGUGAUCGACGGCCUGCCCGAGGUCACCGAGGACCAGAAGCCGAAGCUGGUCAAGUUCUUGCUGAAGAAGCUCAACACGGUUGGAAAGACGCGGGAGGACUCGAUAUACAUGCCCAUGGGCGAGGACGGAAAGUCUCUUCGCUUUGCCUUUGUCGAGUACUCCUCCCCUGCCGAGGCCGCCGCUGCCACCCGCCAGCUCGACCUGGUUCCUCUCGACAAGAAGCACACCCUCCGUGUCAACAAGAUGACCGAUAUCGAGCGCUACGGUGGCGAGGGCCGCGUCGACGAGACCUACCAACCCCCUCACAUCGACGAGUUCACUGAGAAGGAGCACCUUCGAUGGUGGCUUAAGGACCCCUCGGGCCGCGGCCGUGAUCAGUUCGUCAUGUACCGCGGCGAGACUGUCGGCGUCUUCUGGAACAACGACCGCGAGCCGCCGGAGAACAUUGUUGACCGCCAGCACUGGACCGAGACCUUCCUGCAGUGGUCUCCUCUCGGCACCUACCUGACCUCUAUCCACGCACAAGGCGUCCAGCUCUGGGGUGGUCAGUCCUGGUCGAGACAGGCGCGUUUCGCACACCCCUUCGUCAACCUCGUCGCUUUCUCUCCUACCGAAAGGUACUUGGUCACCUGGUCAAACAGGCCGAUCUCAAUCCCCGACUCUGGUCACCCGUCUCUCUCGAUUGACGACGACGGCAAGAACUAUGUCAUCUGGGACAUCGCGACGGGCACGCCUCUGCGUUCGUUUGCCAACCUGGAUCUCCCCAAGCCCGAGGAGGGAAAGCCCCAACCCAAGCUCCAGUGGCCCGCUUUCAAGUGGUCGGCCGACGACAAGUACGUCGCCCGCCUGAACCAGGGCUCUUCCAUCUCCGUCUACGAGCUGCCGCGGAUGAACCUCGUCGACAAGACGAGCAUCAAGAUUGAGGGUGUCAUGGACUUUGACUGGGCGCCGGCGACGCCUCAGCGCGACGGUGUCAAGACGUACGAGCAGCUCAUCUGCUUCUGGACGCCCGAGAUGGGCAGCAACCCCGCCAAGGUCGGCCUGAUGAGCAUCCCCUCAAAGCAGAUUGUGCGAACCCUCAACCUCUUCAGCGUCAGCGACGUCAAGCUGCACUGGCAGUCCGAGGCCACGUACCUCUGCGUCAAGGUCGACCGCCACUCCAAGUCCAAGAAGUCGCAAGCCACGACGCUGGAGAUCUUCCGCGUUAAGGAAAAGGGCGUACCCGUCGAGGUUGUCGACACCAUCAAGGACACAGUCAUUAACUUUGCCUGGGAGCCCAAGGGCGACCGCUUCGCCAUCAUCACCACAACAGAGCCUGUGGGCGUGACCGCCGUGCCGCCCAAGACGGCCGUCGCCUUCUUUUGCCCGGAAAAGACCAAGGGGCCCAUCGCGGGCAACUUCAAGCACCUCCGGACGCUGGAGAAGAAGAACAGCAACGCCAUCUACUGGUCGCCCCGGGGACGGUUCGUCGUCAUUGCUACCAUCGCCAACCAGCAGAGCUCCGACCUCGACUUCUUCGACCUCGAUUUCGAGGGUGAGAAGCCCGAGUCGGACAAGGACCUCACUGCCAACCUGCAGCUGAUGAACACGGCGGAUCACUACGGCAUCACGGACCUCGAGUGGGACCCGUCGGGCCGAUUCGUGGCCACCUGGGCGUCUGCGUGGAAGCACUCGAUGGAGAACGGCUACCACAUCUACGACUUCAAGGGCGAGGCGCUGCGCGAGGAGCCCAUUGACAAGUUCAAGCAGUUCCAGUGGCGGCCCCGCCCGGCGACGCUGCUGACCAAGGAGGAGCAGAAGCAGAUCCGCAAGAACCUGCGCGAGUACAGCCGGGUGUUUGAGCAGGAGGACGCCGACCGCGGAGCGUCUGCGGACCUGGCGGUGGUGGAGGCGCGCCGGCGCAUGCUGGAGGAGUGGCACGCGUGGCGCGCCGAGGUGGAGGAGGACUUGGCGGAGGAGCGGGCGGCGCUCGGCCUGCCGGCAGACCCGCAUGCGGCGCUGCUCGAGGCGAAGACGAAGGAGAUGGAGGGCUCGGGAGCGGGUGCCGAGCAGGACCGGGUCAUCGAGGAGAUUGUGGAGGACGUGUUGGAAGAGAGCGAGGAGGUGCUCGGGUAG